AAGUGGAUUUUUCUUUUAAUCUCUGGUUAAAGACGCAGUGAACCUGCCCUGGGUGAUUUUUCUGUUUCACUGAGUUAUCCACCUUCAGAUUUAGUAGAAAUUGAUGCGUUGGACAGAAAGUUACUGUAAAGGGAUAACGUCUGGGACUGAACAUGCAGUGAUUCGUACACAGAGGACCUUAAGCGUACAAUGACGCCUGUACGGGAGAAACAGCAAAUGGCCAAUGAGAGUCUUUGAAUCCUCUUCGCUUGGGGUUAACCUGACGCUGCCAUCAUCGCUCAAAAUGCCCACUCUGCCAGGGGACGAGGACUGCGCUGCCGCGGCGCAGAGCACAGCCUGUGCUGCCCCUCCGAGGGGCACAGCUGCAGGAGGUAGAGGGUGUGUUACACCUAUCAUUAUCUUGCCAGAAUGUGAAGACACUCUCAACGACGCCUCCGAAAACUGCCUGGAAAAAAAUCGACCGCACAGUCCUUCGCCAAGAGCUCUUCGGCAUUCUCGAUCAUCUUUAUCAUCCCCAACUUCCUUGAUUUCUGUUGCCACUAAUGGACAGGUAAUUGAUUUGGUGCAUGACAAUCUGCCUGACGUCCGAAUAUCUGAGGAAGAUAAACAGAAAAAUUUAGAAUUGCUAGAAGAAGCCAAAAAAGUGAGCGAUCGGUUUCUGAGCCGAAGAGGCCGGCGAUCCCGAUGCAGCCUGACAGACUCACCUACAGGAGUGUCACCAACGCUGAGCCCCAAGGCUUCUCCGGAGCAGUCGAGGAAUAAUUCGUUUACCUUCCCACCUCCAACAGGUUCUGAUUCAUAUCCCAAUGUGUUCACCGGUUCCGCAGCCAUAUUGCAGAAUGUGACAAAGGGAUUGGUCGAUCGAAAGCAGAAUGACCAGAGGAAAAUCUCUCAAGGAAGACUAACCCCUCGUCCACCUGUUUUAGUAACCUCAAAAGAGACACUUUCUGAACAAAAAGAAAACUUUGACCCAUUAAAGCACAUCGCUAAUAUGUACAAAGCCGGAGGCACAGAGACCAGUCAAACAUCUCCUUCAAAGACUCCAGAUGUUGAAGUUGGAAAACCUAUUCUGAAGAAACCCAUAGAAAAUGAUUUGCAGCACGGGGUGCAAUCACAGGGUUUCAACGUUCCUAACUUGGGAUUAAACGCACGAGGACUUUCACAAGAUUCGUCUGAUACUAAGUUUGUUUCUAAGCUGGAACCAUGUUUGUCCACCAGUCGGCCUCCUCUAUUGAGGGCGCUUUCCUGGGAUAGCUUAGGUCCCGGCAGCAAGGACAAAGCAAGUCUAGAUUUAUCAGAGAAAGAUAAGGACCUGCUCUCCACGCACGAGAAAAUCAACAAUAAAAUAACAAAAUUUACAGGAUUCAAGGAUUUACACAUUCAACCUGUUCGACUUCAGAAACUGACCAAGCUGAGGGAGGAAAACAAGCUGCUGAGAAGUCACAAUCUGACAGCACAGAAGCUCCCCGACCUCAGCGAAGCCGCCGAGCAGGAGAAAGGUGCUUCUCCCCCGCAGUCUGCUGAUGAAGAAGAUGGUAAAGGAGAAUCGGAUGUAAUGCCUAAUAUUCCAGACAUUUUACUGCGCAAGCUGCGAGUUCACAAGUGUCUCCCAAACAGCGCCCCGCCGCUAACCGAGAAAGAGGUGGAGAACGUGUUUGUCCAGCUAGCACUGGCUUUUAGGAACGACAGCUAUACCCUGGACUCGCGACUAAACCAGGCUGAGAGAGAGAGGAAUCUUACUGAGGACAAUAAUGAGAAGGAACUAGAGGUUUUUAAAGCUGCCAUAAUGUCUUCCGCCUCAAUAUGGCAGACGAGUGAUCACAGGGAGGCUUAUCAGAAGCUGUUGGAGGAUAUCUCCGUCCUCCAUCGAUUAACCACCAGGCUCUCAAGCCGAGCAGAAAUGGUGGGAGCUGUACGGCAGGAGAAACGCAUGUCUCGGGCCACGGAAGUCAUGAUGCAGUAUGUGGAAAACCUAAAAAGGACGUACGAGAAGGACCACGCUGAGUUGAUGGAAUACAAGAAACUGGCCAAUCAGAACUCGAGCAGAACUUACAACGGAUCAGAUGAUGGGGUACCUCGUUCAUCGCGUUCAAUGUCUCUUACCAUUGGCAAGAACAUGCCGCGUCGGAGAGUCAGCGUUGCAGUAGUCCCAAAAUUUAAUUUAUUGAACAUCCCUGGACAAUCCCCAAACUCCUCGCCCAUCCAGGCGCUGCCCUCCUUAACAGAAUCACCGAGUGGGAAGGGCAGUUUGCCAAAUUCACCCGGAUUAUCUCCACUUGUAGAAAAUGUGAAACCAAAUGGCGAUGCUGAUUGUGAUAUCCUGAGUUCCUCGAUGAUCAACAACGUUCCGGAGGAGAUUAGUCCCGAGAUAAAAGCUAAGAUUGAAGAAGAGGCUUAUAAUAAGGGGUAUCAAGAAGGCUUAAAAAAGAUCCAAGGGCUUCAGGAAUUGAAAGAGGAAGAUGAGGAGAAACCAGUUGAAUGCGUGGCAGAGUUUGAGGGUGAAGAGGAGGAAGAGUUAACCAAGCUGAAAAGCAGUAAAAUUGAAGAGUGUAUUGAUUACCUACAUAUGCUGUAUCCCAAACUACUGACCCAUUGGAAUGUCUUCUCCAUCGUGGCAGCUGGCGUGAUCUUACUGGCUGUGCUGCUGAGUAUCUAUAACUCCAUAACGUCCUGUGCAGAACUUCCCGAUGGACCUACCGGGAAAGCCACCUGCUCAGCAUCACAAAAAUAUUCCUGGUUUACCUCGGGGCUUCACCAAAAGCAGCACAGACAAUAGGAAGAGACUGACAGUGUUUACAAUAUAUAACUCUUCGGAGAUGUCCGGCCAGCCACCGUAACAAUACACGCAUUGCGGAACGCUAUCAGUGGGCAUUGCUCAGCGCACUAGGCUGGCUCAACUUCAGUCUGGAGAGACACCUUAUGUACAUUUAACUGUUAUUUUACAAAUCGAGGCAAUCUUAGCUUAUUUCUGUUUCCAGUUCAUUGUGCUUUUUGAAGAGUCGGUAAGGACAAAAAAUGCCUUUCCCACUACGCAUUGUAUCAGCUUAAACUAUGGUCAAAUACAUUCCAGGCCUAUUUUAUUUUGUCAGUUCCCUUAUUGUCCAAGUUGUGAUCUUUAUCAGAGAUUUGUUGCCAGAAAGAAUAACCGUUUAAUCCAUUUGAUGUUUAUAAGGCUGUAUCGGAUAUUGCCAAUCAGUUUAUUGGGGACUUAUAUUUUGUAAAAUAUACCUGUCGCUUAAAGCAUGUAAAGUGCCUAAAUUGAGUCG
This is a messenger RNA of Pelobates fuscus (common spadefoot toad), 3266 nucleotides long. It is a transcript of the gene IRAG1, whose product is annotated as inositol 1,4,5-triphosphate receptor associated 1. NCBI's taxonomy places the organism in Eukaryota, Metazoa, Chordata, Amphibia, Anura, Pelobatidae. The record is from RefSeq and is a predicted model, not a curated record. The transcript has 20 exons. The coding region runs from base 224 to 2776 and encodes 850 amino acids.